AUGUCGCUAUCUUCAUGUGUCUCCGAGUCCGACCAUUCUCUGGCGGCAGCAUCUUCCUUUGACCUACCUCCGGCUGCACCCAAGCUGCUAGUGCCUCUGCGUUCAUUAGGGCCCGAACAUUUCAUGACUCCCGUGUUCCCCUUCUUCACGCGAUACAUCUGGUUCACUAUCGAUGCUAAGACGACCCUUGCUGGUCUUAAUGACCCAGAAGUGGACAUCAUCACCCAGGACAUGAGGGGGAAAAUAUACGUUGGAUGUGCAAUAGACGUCAGAUUCUCCACAAUUACAUUGCCCUCACCAGAGCAGUUUACUGGCAUUGAGUCAUGGAUGUCAUUUCCGCUGGCCCCCCAAGUCGAAGAUCCUCGACCAGAUCGGGAGCCCCUUUACCCCACAAAUGCUCUCCCGCUUCCCGGUUUCUGCCACUGGACUAUCCUCCCAAUUGUGACAUGUAAAUUCCCGAAAGAUCGAAGAGAGCCAGGGGAUGCGGCGCAGCUCGGUUCUACAGCACAGCGCCUAUACUUUACCGCCAAAUAUGACGACAUGAACAGCCAGGAGCCGCUUAAAUCAAAUAUGCCACCAGCAGGGGCGUUGGCCAGAAACCCAUUCUGCGUGGGAGGCUAUGAUAUCUCGUCUUAG
Desarmillaria tabescens is the source of this 636-nucleotide messenger RNA. RefSeq lists its product as uncharacterized. The coding region runs from base 1 to 636 and encodes 211 amino acids. Lineage: Eukaryota; Fungi; Basidiomycota; Agaricomycetes; Agaricales; Physalacriaceae. The record is from RefSeq and is a predicted model, not a curated record. The transcript has 2 exons.